Messenger RNA from Anopheles bellator, 801 nucleotides. RefSeq lists its product as uncharacterized. The transcript has 2 exons. The record is from RefSeq and is a predicted model, not a curated record. Lineage: Eukaryota; Metazoa; Arthropoda; Insecta; Diptera; Culicidae. The coding region runs from base 58 to 750 and encodes 230 amino acids.
GAGUGGAUUUCCGUCCGUCGCUUCCGAUUGUUGCCAGAUUUAGGCCGUAUCCUAAGAAUGAAUCUACAGCAAAUGGUUCUUAGCUUAGGCGUGUUCACAACGCUUCUACGCAAUAAAUGCUACGGCGAUGACGAUACGGAACACGUCCACAUCAAGCUCCAUGUCCCGGAGAUCAUCAAUCGGCACGUGCACGUCAAGACGAAGUUCAUGCACGUGUACCAUCCGAAAAAGAUCGUCCACGAGCAUCCACCGGCUGCCUUCAUCGAACAGCCGAUGAUGGACCACGGCAUGUGGAUGCCCUCGGCGGCCAUCCCGACCAAUCUAGCCACGUCCCCUGCUUCAGCCAUUUCGUCAGCAUCCUCCUCGGCAGGACCGGCGAUGGUGGCCGCCGCUGCAGCCACACUCUCGUCGAUGGUGCAGAAUAAACUGUCCUCGCAGAUCGCCCAGGAGCUCAUGAUGCGUUACCGGAACCACAUGGACUCACCUGCCAGCCCACUGACCACCGGUGCAUCAAGUGAUCUGGCCACCGAUAGCGAGUACCUGCGCGAUUACUAUCGGCAGCAGAAAAAGUUGUCCGAUCAGCUGAUGAUGCAAGAGGCGUUGCAGCUGCCGAACUUUGCCCAGACCAAGUACCUCUCGGACAUCGGUUACAACAGUUGGGACAAAUCGUUCGGCGUGAAACCGCGGAGCGAAAGUGAACCGUUGUCGGUGAAAAAGUCCAAAAAGAAAAAGGCGUACGGGAUGAUGUAGGAAUUGUAUGCACUUUACUUAGGAUUAGGACCUGCCGCGGCUAGAACAUAA